CUCGCCCUCUUUAUCAAAUAUUAGGCUUACCAUAGUUGGCGAGAAUACGGUCAGGGACUGUAACACAGUUUGUGUUGGUGUUUCACCCACCCAGUUAAAAUAAAAAGUGAAGCUCCAAUUACUGAUUAGUGUUACAUUAACAUAGGGAAGAGCUGGUUUUAUUCUUAGAAAUUACAUAGCAAUGAGAGAAUACAAGAUAGUAGUCCUCGGAAGUGGAGGUGUUGGUAAAAGUGCCUUGACAGUACAAUUUGUACAAGGUAUAUUUGUGGAGAAAUAUGAUCCAACUAUAGAGGACAGCUACAGAAAGCAAGUAGAAGUCGAUGGUCAACAGUGUAUGCUGGAGAUCCUGGAUACAGCAGGAACAGAACAGUUCACAGCUAUGAGGGAUCUCUACAUGAAGAAUGGACAGGGAUUUGUCUUGGUGUACUCCAUUACAGCACAGUCCACCUUCAAUGAUUUGCAGGACUUACGAGAACAGAUUCUACGUGUGAAAGACACAGAUGAUGUUCCCAUGAUCCUGGUGGGUAACAAGUGUGACCUGGAGGAUGAAAGAGUUGUUGGGAAAGACCAGGGAGCAAACCUGGCCAGGUCUUUCAACAACUGUGCCUUCUUGGAAUCCUCUGCCAAAGCCAAAAUUAAUGUUAAUGAGAUAUUUUAUGAUCUAGUGAGGCAGAUUAACAGAAAAAAUCCUGAGAAAAAGACAAAACCACCAAAGAAAAACAAGUGUGUAAUCUUGUAGAAACUUUGCUGUUCUAAAACUGCCAAGAAGCUGGGAGAGAAAUUGGGGUCCAUCUUCUAGCUCUGCUGUACAGUUUAUUUGUCAUCUUUCUGACAUUAUUUCACUGUUUGUUAAGAGUUAUAAAAUAUUCUUAGUGCCACAGUUCUUACUAUAUAGUUGGUUGUCAGUGCCAGUUCUUCCAAGACGUUUCACAUCUCGCUGGCUGUAACGGGUUAUGACCUGGAAUAAGUCUAUUAGUACCUUUAAAGACCUGUGUUAACAUUGCCAGUGACACCUAAUGUAUGGUGCUAAUCUUGUGUGUAAGUUACAUUUCUUGCUUUAAAACUCCUUCCUUAAAACCAAAUCAAUUCUAUCUAGCAAAUCUGAAGCUUGUGUAAAUCUUUCUUUUCUUUUUUUAGUAUCAUUAAAAAUUUUAUGUAUUAAUUUUGUUGGAAAACUUUGUGAAAAGUGCAUCUGCCUGAUGCUUAUUGUCAAGAUAUAUUAAUUCAGAAGAUUGCAAAUAUUUUGAAUUAAAUUUAAAGAGAUGGCUCUUUUUUUUUAUGAUCCUGUUAGAUAAUCAUGAAACAUUAAGCAGUGAUGUAUAAGAACGAUUUUUAAUAUGUUUUGUCUUUUUUUCAACUAUAGAAGAAGCUGAAACAUGUAGCAACCAGAUCUAACCUUUAUAAACAAAGUGAUCAAGUUUCUCAUUAAUCACUUUAAAAUAUUUUGUUGAUUUAGACUUUUCAUAAGGUCUCUUACAUUAAAAGAUAAUCUCUAUUGGUUUAAAACUGUCUUCGUAUAAAUGUUCCAGUGGUUACAUAUAUAUAUAUAUAUAUAUUAAGAUGCAGAAUUGGAACAUGUUGAAAGCCAGAGGAACUUCACAGGAAAGUUAAACAGAAUAUAGAUUCCUAAUUAUAAUUAGAAUAUAUUAAAAGUUUUCUCAGAUGUGUUAAAAUUACUUUCAUAUACACACACACACACACAGCUUAGGAUUUGUUUAAAGCUAAAAAACAUAUUUAAUUUUUUUGUUAUAAAAAUAUAUCAAAAGGUCUAAAUGCUAACUUUUUUGUUGAGGCAGAGUUUUAUUUCAGAUGUUUUUGUUAUUUUCCUUUUAUCAUCAUAUUGAAGAAAAAACUUUAUUAAUUUGUAAUUAUUUGUAUUGUGCAAUUUAUUUUAAUGUUAUUGUGAAAUAAAGACCAUUAAGUGUACUGCCAAAUCAGAGAAGGAAUGAUGUAAGUUUUUUUUUUGUUCCUAUUUAUACGAUACGUAAAAGUGUGUGUGUCAUACUUAUGAUAUGUUCUCAUGGGGAGUUUUGUUAAGCAUUUUCUUCUGUUAUAUGGAAAAUACAGGAAGUCUUGACUGCUGUCCAAGAUAUUUUACUGAGUAAAACAAUGUAUCACAAGUAAAUCUGUUAAGUUCUUAUGGCACUACAUGAACUACAUUAUCAUGAACACUUGAUUCAUAAUUUAAGUCCAACAUCUUUUACGUAAUUUGUUAAGCUUGCAAGUUCUUCAGAAUUAUCUCAAAAUGUGAACAUUCAACUUAUGUAACUAUCUGUUUUGAAGCAGUGGAAAUCAGUAGGUUAGUGUUUAGAAUUGAUAAAUGACAUUAUAAAGAGAGAUUUGGUUCCUUAGCUAACCCUAGAAUUCAUUAUCAGACUUAUUUUAUUGAAAAAAUAAUAAACAUAAUGUGAAUGAUUUCUGUUUAGUUUUGAUAAUUUGUUUCAAUUCAGCAAUGCUAGAGAAUUUUUUUUAUUUUUACAAAUUGGUUCAUUUGCUGCAAGUUUUAAGUAUUGAUAUAAAUAAAACUGGACUUUAAUCACAUAUUCUAUGUUUGCACAAUUUGAAAUGUUAUAAUGCUUUGAAUAUUGCAAGGAUAUAUGAUAUAAUCAAAAUAAAGCAAGCUAUUUUUAUAGUAUAACUCCAUAGGAUAUUAAUACACUAAAUAUUUCAACCAAGGAUUAGCUUUCAGCAUGGUUAUUGUGUGUAAUAUCUAGUUAAAAGCAUGCUGUUAUUUUUGUUGGUAAAAUAUCCCCAAGGCAAAGUUACAUACUACAUAAUUAGCCAAUAGUAAUUUUAUAAUAUUCCACCAAAGCUAGUUCACCUUAUUGUGACUAACAUAAAUAUUUCUAAACCUUGUCUUUCUGUUUACCAUAACAAAUUUUUAGUAAAGAAACCUCCAAAAAAUUAUAUUGUUUGAUUUUAAGAAAUCUUGUAAAAAUUUACUAAUACACACCAAGCAUUUUUUCCCAUGAUAAAAUAUUGUCCUUCCAAGCAAACUUUAGAAUAAGAUUGAGAAUAAAAAUUUUACAGAAAGAAAUCAUUUCUUUCCUAAACCUCUUAAAGUGGUAUUUGUAAAAUGUAAAACUUGCUAUAUAUCUUGUCAUAGUGUUUCAUUUAAUUUACUCCAAAAUGAUUGUUAUUAAAGAAGCACAUUUUGUGGAAUAUGAUCUUAAAUCUUAUCUGAGGUCUUUUUUUUUUUUUUUUACAGUAGAUUGUUUGUGAACAUAAUCCAUUGAAGUGGUAAACACAGCACUGAAUGCAUUUGGUAUCUUGAGAUGUAGACUGGGACAAGCUUUCUGUACUACUAUGUUGAUAUGUUCACUGAAUGCAUUUGGUAUUUUCAAACGUAGACUGUGGUACAAGCUUUCUGUACUACUAUGUUGAUAUGUUCACUGAAUGUAUUUGGUAUCUUCAGAUGUAGACUGUGGUACAAGCUUUCUGGUUCACUAUAUUAGUAAACACAACACGACACCUGUUUAGUGUCUUCUGAUGUAGACUGAGGAACAAGCUUUCUGUACUACUAUGUUGAUAUGUUCACUGAAUGUAUUUGGUAUCUUCAGAUGUAGACUGUGGUACAAGCUUUCUGGUUCACUAUGUUAGUAAACACAACACUACACCUGUUUAGUGUCUUCUGAUGUAGACUGAGGUAUAAGCUUUGAUUCACUAUAUUAGUAAACACAACACGACACCUGUUUAGUGUCUUCUGAUGUAGACUGAGGUACAAGCUUUCUGGUUCACUAUGUCAGUAAACACAACACUACACCUGUUUAGUAUCUUCUGAUGUAGACUGAGGUAUAAGCUUUCUGGUUCACUAUAUUAGCAAACACAGCACUGGAGACCGUGGUACAAACUUUCUUGUUUUUGAAAUAUUAUUUUUGUUUUGUUUGAAGUGAAGUCAGGUGAACAUUGUAAUAAUGUUUUAACAUAGACUUGUCUUUUUGCUUCCUGUCACUUGUGGAGCUAUGUCAUGCAUCUUUCUUAUGCUAAUGGAAUAUUUACUCAAUUGAUAUUUGAAUCAGAAUAUAUUAUUAUUUUCUUGCCUACAUAUCUCUGUAAACAACAUAAAAUUAGUUCUUGAUUUUAACAAAUCCAUUAAAAACAUCUGUCCCCAAUUUUUGAAUAAAUGAUAAUUGUAUGUUUUCAAAUAGUUCUUAGUAGUUAUUAUAAUACAUUAAUAUGACUGAUAUUCGUGUAUUAGCAGACUGAAAGCAUAGUACAAAUAAUUUUUUUACUGAACAGG
Messenger RNA from Limulus polyphemus (Atlantic horseshoe crab), 4240 nucleotides. Its product is annotated as ras-like protein 3. Gene Ontology annotation, molecular function: GTP binding; GTPase activity; GDP binding. The record is from RefSeq and is a predicted model, not a curated record. Bases 182 to 739 code for a protein of 185 amino acids. Gene Ontology annotation, biological process: Rap protein signal transduction; negative regulation of synaptic vesicle exocytosis; cellular response to cAMP. NCBI's taxonomy places the organism in Eukaryota, Metazoa, Arthropoda, Merostomata, Xiphosura, Limulidae. The transcript is spliced from 8 exons. Gene Ontology annotation, cellular component: plasma membrane.